Messenger RNA from Phytomonas sp. EM1, 504 nucleotides. Lineage: Eukaryota; Euglenozoa; Kinetoplastea; Trypanosomatida; Trypanosomatidae. The record is from the annotation of a GenBank genome assembly.
AUGUCAUGGUUCAAAUCAGUUUCUGACGUGCCAUCCAAUCUAUGGGAAAGGCUCAGAGAGAACAACGAAGCCUAUGUCCAGCAGCUUCGCGCACUCCUUGUGCAAGCCAGUACCUGUUCAUUGGAGUAUCAGAAUGCUCUCCAUGUUUUGCAGUGUGUUCGUCUGGCGGAACACAAACCCGCAAAUGAAACGGAGGAAAGCAUCAUAAGCGCCUUCAAACUGGCCGCUGCAGGCCGCCUUUACCUGCGGGAAAUGGGCAUCGCGGCCGGGGCCAAGAUCGAACCGGAGGAGUUGAUAGCUCUGCUGGAUGACACGGCCGCACUCCCGGGCGUCUUCGCAGUCGGUUGCCCUGGUGCAGGUGGGUAUGAUGCUGUUUUUGCGCUCGUUAUUGGUGAUGCCAAUUGCGCUGUCGUCGAGCAGUUCUGGGAGAGCUACACCAAGCUGAAUGUUUGUCCCCUGCUGGUCCGAGAGGACUGCGGUGGGCUAUUGAUUGGUACUGUUUAA